This is a messenger RNA of Rhizophagus irregularis DAOM 181602=DAOM 197198, 5169 nucleotides long. RefSeq lists its product as uncharacterized. Gene Ontology annotation, molecular function: protein binding; ATP binding; protein serine/threonine kinase activity. Gene Ontology annotation, biological process: protein phosphorylation; autophagy of peroxisome; protein targeting to vacuole. Gene Ontology annotation, cellular component: nucleus-vacuole junction; phosphatidylinositol 3-kinase complex, class III, type II; late endosome. NCBI's taxonomy places the organism in Eukaryota, Fungi, Glomeromycota, Glomeromycetes, Glomerales, Glomeraceae. The record is from RefSeq and is a predicted model, not a curated record.
AAAGCAUGCAGUACACGUGAGAUUUGCGUCACACGUAUUUGGCGCAGUAAUUGUGUGCAUAAAAAUCAAGUAUCCCCGGCGUCAAAUGUUUUUUACUUCUUUUUCUCAUUUCUGUUAUAAUUAAUAAAAGAAGCAGUAACACAUGCGGAUCUUGUGAUUUUUUUCUUUCUGAUAAACAAAUUUAUUAUGGGAAAUAACAUUUCAAGUACAACAGCUUCGAUAGCAACUGCAGGAAUUGAUAGUUAUGUUAGUGAACUAAAAGACAUUCAUUAUGAAAAGAGUUUAAGUAGUGCACGUUUUAUGAAAACCAUUCGUGGUCGUCAUAAGGAAGGCGCUGUUGUUGUAAAAAUAUUUAUCAAACCAGUACCUGGUUUAUCAUUAUCGAAUAUUGUAAAAGCACUUCAAGAGGAAAAAGAGGCAUUAUCAGAAGUUCCAAACGCUUUUGCAUACCAACGUAUAAUAGAAACAGAUAAAGCGGGAUAUCUAAUAAGACAGUUCUUUUUUAGUAGUUUAUAUGAUCGAAUAAGUACACGUCCAUUUCUAAAUUUAAUAGAAAAAAAAUGGAUAACAUAUCAAAUAUUAUGUGGGCUACAUGAUUCUCACACUAGAGGGAUUUACCAUGGUGAUAUUAAAACAGAAAAUGUUCUUGUGACUUCAUGGAAUUGGGUAUAUUUAGCCGAUUUUGCUGGAUAUAAGCCUACAUAUCUUCCAGAGGAUAACCCAGCAGAUUUCUCAUUUUUUUUUGAUACAUCAUCAAGAAGAACAUGUUAUCUUGCUCCAGAAAGAUUCUAUAAACCCGAAAGUGAAAUUGAUAGGAGAAAGAGUGAGUUAGAAUUUGGAGAGAAGGAUGGAGCAAUAACACCUGCAAUGGACAUUUUUUCUUUAGGUUGUGUAAUUGCCGAACUUUUUCUAGAGGGAACACCAAUAUUCUCCCUCUCACAACUGUUCAAAUACAGAUCUGGUGAAUAUGACCCUAGAGUAUAUUUAGAGAAGAUUGAAGAUGAAGAUAUAAGAACUAUGGUAAAACAUAUGAUUAAUGUAAAUCCGUCUCAAAGAUAUACAGCGGAGCAAUAUCUACAAGAAUGGCGCGGAACGGCAUUUCCACAAUUUUUUUAUACUUUCCUUCACCAAUAUAUUGGGUCAGUUACUGAUCCACAUAAUACUCAUACCAGACAACUUGCAACUACAACUAAUACAACCAAUCAAACCAAUGUAUCAGAUGAACCUAACAAUACAAUUGUAAAUACUGAUGCGGAUGAAAAGAUUGAGAGAAUAUAUAUGGAAUUUGAUAAGAUAGCAUUUUUUCUUGGAUUUUUCGGUGAUAAUGCUUCACCGGAAUCGGAAGUUGUAGUUGUUCGGGGGCGUGGAGAUAAAUUUGGAGAAAGUUCUCGCCCACUAGAAGUUUCAACGCCAAACACGACGUCUCCUUUUUUAGACCAACUUCAUAUACCAAAUUAUGAUCCAUCUAUAGUUAGCAAUAAAAGGGAGAAAUAUGCUGAUGACGGUGCACUAAUUUUUCUCUCCUUAAUAUGUGCUACUAUUCGCAACGCUGCAUAUCCUUCAUCUAAACUACAUGCGUUGGAUAUGUUAUUGGCUAUUGGACAGCAUUUGGAAGAUGAAUUCAAGUUAGAUAGAUUAGUUCCUUAUUUGAUUGCGCUAUUAGGAGACGAAGUCGGUCUUGUCCGCGCAAACGCUGUUAAAACUUUGACUCAUCUGCUAUCUAUGGUAGAGACCAUUACACCUUCGAACGCGACAAUUUUCCCAGAAUAUAUCAUGCCAAAUUUACGAAAAUUUGCUAAUGAUCCUGAAAUAUUUGUCAGAAUGACAUAUGCUCAGUGCAUCGCAUCCUUAGCUGAAACUGCUUUACGAUUUUUGGAAUUAACACAGUCAUUUAAAUCGGGAGCUUUAAAUAAUGAUACAGAUAUCGACGAUUCAUACGAGACUUCAUAUGAUGCCACCUUACAUGAACUUCAUUCUAUAAUACAAGAGCAAGUUUCCACACUCUUAACAGAUUCGGAAAGUGCAGUAAAACGUGCUCUAUUACAUAACAUUACUAGUCUAUGUAUCUUCUUUGGAAAACAAAAAGCCAAUGACGAAUUGUUAAGUCACAUGAUUACUUAUCUAAAUGAUCGAGAUUGGAUGUUACGAAGUGCAUUUUUUGAGAGUAUCAUUGGAGUUGGAACUUUCGUGGGAGGUCGUAGUUUAGAAGAAUAUAUUUUACCUUUAAUGAUUCAGUCUCUCUCAGAUUCUGAAGAAUUUGUGGUAGAGAAAGUACUAAAUUCCUUGACAAGUCUUGCAGAGUUGGGGUUGUUUCAAAAAAUGAAAUUAUGUGAAUUGACUGCAGUUGUUUCUCCUUUAAUGUGUCACCCUGGGAUAUGGAUUCGACAUGGUGCUGUUGCAUUUAUAGCCUCAGCAGCCAAGUUAUUGCCAAUAACAGAUGUAUGGUGCAUAAUUUAUCCGAUAAUAAGACCAUUCUUACAAGCCGAUGUAGUUGAAAUAACAGAACUUCAAUUACUAGAAAAUGUUAAAGAACCGGUUUCAAGACCUGUUUUUGAUGCGGCAGUUAUUUGGGCUGGUAAAACUACUAAAUCAUUAUUUUGGAAACCAGCAAAGGAAAAAAAAGCGAACAAGACCGCUACAACUACAUUAACAGGUAGUUCAACUGUAAUUAAUAUAUUAUCUAGAAGAACUUCAACCUUGUCAAUUAAUGUUGAAAAAGUAAGCAAGUCAGAAGAAGAUGAACAACAUUUAGAGAAAAUGAAAAAUAUUGGAAUGACACCUGAAGAUGAAGAAAAAAUAGCCGCUAUGAGAGAUUAUAUAUAUAAAUUAUCUUUGGCUAAAUCAAAUGCAAGACCGAGCGAAAAUAUUGUAGAAGAUGGUAAUAUUUCAUUGAAAAAUCUAGGAAUAACACCACAUAAUGUAUUUAUUAUACCAACAAACGUUGAUGGUCAUAAAGCCACUACCAAUUCUCUUAUUCCAAAGCUUGAUAAAGCAAAUGUUGUAGGCACUCCAAGUCCUUACCGGCUUAAAAGUGCACAGAGUAGUAAGAACUCACUAAUAGAACCUUCAGUUCCUCGUAUUUCAAGUGAAAGUAAUCUUCAACUUCUGCGAACAGAAGAGCAAGCAAGAUUAAUCCCUACAGGCUUAAAUCUGGCUAGAAAUAAUAUUGGUCAAAAAUUUGCAGCUAAAAACCAAUCCACAACUUCAAUCUCUUCUGAACCUGCAGAUGUUUCUGCUGCAGCUACUUCAAAAUCACAUAAACGCAUUCCUACACCAAUAUUAAUAAAUGUCUCAAACGCUAGCCCAUCAAAUUCUGCAACUGCUGCAACAUCUUUGCGAGAUAAACACAUGUCCUUAGUUGGGAGAACUAUUGAAAGUCCCAAAGCUGCAGCUGCAACUAGUACAAAUACUACGACCGCAAUUGCAACUUUGGAAAUUCCUUUACCAUACACCUACACAGGACCGAACGGUGUUGGUUUGGACCUACCCAUAAAUAAUCCUCCAAGAAAAAAUCUUGGAACAUUUGUUUCCAGCACUUAUGAGGGCAAUGAUAGAAAUGUGAAGAAUCUAUUAGAUAGUUUGUAUCUUAAGGCUUUUCCUGAGCCUAUGUCAGAAUUUGGACCAAAAGUGACGAAAGCUUUAAUUCAACCUACCACACGUGGAUCGAAACCAACAAAUAUCAAGACAAUUCAAAAUUGGAAACCUGACGGUACCCUUGUAGCUCAUAUGACUGAACAUAAAGGCGCAAUUAAUCAAAUUUGCGUAUCACCCGAUCAUAAUUUUUUUGCAUCAUGUUCGGAUGACGGAACAGUUAAAAUCUGGGAUUGCUCAAGAUUUGUAAAGAAUUUUAAUAAUCGAUCAAGAGUUACUUACAAUCAACAAGGAGGAAAAAUUAAAUGCAUAGCAUUCAUCGAUAGUACACAUAGUAUUGCUGCAGCAUCUGAUAAUGGCAGUAUUCAUGUGUUCAGAAUUGAUUAUGUACCAGGUACAAAUUCACCUAAGUAUGGAAAACCUGUAACAGUAAGAGAGACUUAUUUGAAUGAGGAAUAUGCGGUGACGAUGGAGCAUUAUGAAACUGGUACGGAUUCAAUAUUGCUAUACGCAACAUCUAAAGGAAAUAUAUGUGGAUUAGAUUUACGCACUAUGGAGGUUAUAUGGACUUUUAAAAAUCCUAAAAGUCAUGGAGUAAUUUCAGCAAUGGUUACAGAUAAAAAAUACAGAUGGCUUCUUGUUGGAACAUCCCGGGGUAUCUUCACAUUAUGGGAUCUUCGAUUCAGGAAUCAAUUAAGAUCAUGGGUUCAUCCGACUAAAAGUCGAAUUAGUAAACUUCUAUUAUAUCCUCAAAAACCAUUGUGGAUUAUUGUUGCAGCAGGUAAAAAUGAAGUAUCAAUUUGGGAUGUAGAAAAAAUUGAAUGUAAAGAAGUUUUUGGUGUACGAACCGGAGAUGAAAAGGGAGGAGUUUCAUUAGACAUGUUUAAGGCUUUAGAUCUCCCUGGAUCAGGUAGUAUAUUAAGAAGUGCUUUUACAGCUCAUGAAGGGAGUUUUUCAGCGGACAAUUCUAUACGAGCAGUUCUUUAUCCACAUGAUUGUAAUUAUAUGAUAACGGCUGGAUCGGAUCGUAAAAUUCGACUAUGGAAUCAUAAACAUAUAGAAGAUUCAUAUGUUAUUGUUGGAUCUGAUAUAGAUGAAAAAAAACCUAUAUAUAGCACAAGACAAUUUGAUGGAAUACACAUUCAUUAUGAGUCACAUUCGAUAUAUCGAGGAGUCAAUUCCACAAGUAUGAAUAAUACAACAUCAAACUCAUCAACACCAAAUUCUCAUAAUAAUACGAACGGAGGAAGUCAUAGUAGUCAUAGUGUUAAUAAUAGUAAUAGUAAUAAAAAAUCAAGUAAAAAUACUAAUAGUGCGAGAAAUCAAUUAAUAUCAGUUCAACAACAACAAUUACUUAAAAAUCAUUUAGAUUGUAUAACAGAUUUAAAAAUUACUGAGUUACCACAUCCAAUGUUAAUAAGUGGAGAUAGAGAUGGAAUAAUUAAAGUAUUUAUGUAAAUUAGUCUAAAAUUUAUUUAGAAUUAAUUUAAAUAAUAGUCAAUACUAAUACAAUACAAUACAAUAUAUAAAGAGAUCAUAUUACUAAUAAAAAAUACAUUAGCCUCAGGGUCUUUUUAA